This is a messenger RNA of Cyphellophora europaea CBS 101466, 2979 nucleotides long. RefSeq lists its product as uncharacterized. Lineage: Eukaryota; Fungi; Ascomycota; Eurotiomycetes; Chaetothyriales; Cyphellophoraceae. The record is from RefSeq and is a predicted model, not a curated record. The transcript has a single exon. Gene Ontology annotation, biological process: regulation of DNA-templated transcription. Gene Ontology annotation, cellular component: nucleolus. Gene Ontology annotation, molecular function: rDNA binding; transcription factor binding. Bases 1 to 2979 code for a protein of 992 amino acids.
AUGUCGAAGAAGCGCAAGAGGGACGUCGCCGACGUCGAUGUUGAGGUCGUCAAUAUCUACGACAAGCUAGCAAGCGAGGAUGAGACCACCAGACUGAACGCUGCACGCCAGCUCCUCACCAAAACCUUUCAAGAUGGGACUACGACCGAAGAUCAGAUCAAUACAAUCCUAAAACGGCUUUUUCGAGGACUAUGUAGCAGUCGAAAAGCCGCCCGUCUUGGUUUCGUCGUGGCCCUGACGGAGUUCCUGUCCCAGCUCCAGGCAUCACCACAGAGCGCCCUCAUCUCACCUGCCAAGGCCAUUGACAUCCUCGAAUCUACGACAACGCCAGAGGGAGGUUCGCGGGGUCAGGAUGAACGAGAUCACUACUUCGGUCGUGUCUUUGGUGCGGACGCUGUCAUCAAAUCGAAGAUCCUCUUUGCCGACCAAGACCAAACUCAGUGGAAACGUCUGCUUGAGCUAGUCUGCCAGGUGGCCAUGAAGAAACCCUGGCUACGGCAAGAAUGCGGCUAUGUAUUAUGCCAACUGACAGAUGACGAUUCAGAGCAUUUGAUACCAUUCGUCGAGGAGAUCAUCAACACUCUCAAUGCCCAUAAGCUCAUCCGGACACCGGAAGGCGUAGCCGUCUGGCUGAUGGCCAAGAGGUCGUAUCCAAAGGCGAAGCUCUCUAAGCAUGUAUGGAAGCACUCGCACCCCUUAGCUAAGAGAGAUGUACAAGGCCUGGCCGAGGUCAUGAAGAACGCCCGCUCGCAGCAGCCCGAUGCCGAGUUUGGCGCUCAGGGAUCCACUUCUUGGAAUUCCAGCUUGCAUUUUGCCUGGAAGGUUGUUCUCAAUCACUUCUAUGAGCAAUUCGAAGAACAGAGAAAGUAUUCGCUAGAGCACAAGGAUGACGAAGAGACUGAGUUGCCAGGCAGCCGAGAUCUGAUUGGCCUCAAGGAAUUCUGGGAAACCGUGGUUGAGGGGGGUUUGUUCGGUGCCAAUAGCAGUACGGAGCGCAAGCUAUGGGGCGUCCUGGCGGUUUCUCAUAUUGCUUCCACGGCGCCGGUGGAAUUGAUUCCUGCCAUUCUUACCGAAAGGACUCUCCACUACCUACUGUCAUCCUUGAAUGGCGAAGAUCGAUACUUGCGCAAAAGCUCUCAGUCUGCGCUACAGGCUCUUGAGAAAUGUUUCAAGUCUACUGUGUGGAUGGCAUACCCUUACACGAGCCAGGCCUGUCUUCGAAAUAUCAUCAAUGCUACCAAGUAUAUCGACUUUGAUGCUAUUACAAAAACAAAGACUGUCACUGCGCUGCUUGAUGAUGGCAACGCCAGAGAUGUUUGGAUCGCCUUGACAAGCUUUGAGCAUGCCGCUGCUGCUGUUGCAGAGGACGACGAGCGGUCGAAAAGACUGAAGUACAUCUUUAGUCUAGAAUCGAAGUUUCUUGGGCUGUGUCUGCGGAGAGCAACGACCGAUCCGGAAUCAUUCCAGGCGAGGUCGCUCGAAGUAUCUAUCGAGAUCUUCGAACGGUGGUUGGCUAUGGCCAAACCCCAGGUUGGGGUAUCUCUCCCGUUUCCUUCGAUUCGGGUACCGGAGGCCCUGAAGCAGUAUCUCAGAGAUCGAAUCGCGGCUGGCCUUGAGCACUCACUUAAGGAAGGACCGCUUGGACGGCAAGUGUUCAAAUCCGCCCUUACUCUCUACAAUCUCAAGAUCUGGGAAGUCGAUCACGCCAUUAGCCAAGUGCUGAAUCAAGCCGAAAAAAGACUACAAAAACUGGAGAAAGCAUAUAAAAAGCAGCAUCUUCAUGAAGAUGACGAUUCCUUAGCGAAGAAGGGAAAGCCCACCUCGCUUGUGGAGGGUUUCCAGCUACUGUAUUCUCUUGUCGCCUUCGACAUCUACAGCGGAGAGCACGAGUCAGUGGAGAUCAUGCAAGAGCUACUAGACAUGGAGAUUCCUGGCUCACGCGACACCAGGCAGGCUACCGAUCCAUUGGUAGAGAUCCUGCUCAGUUUUUCAUCACGGCCAUCUAAGUUUCUCCGCACAUUGACGCCUAUCAUCUUCGAGUCACUUGCGUCAGGACUUACUGCUGACGGUUUGCGGUCGUUGACCCGUGUGCUUGCAGCAAAGGAAAAUGCUCAAGGUCAAUUGGAAAUGUUUGAAGCUGCCGGUGAAGACGCGGUGGAAGAGGACGAGGAUAGCAGCGAAGGAGAAAACUCUGACGUGGAAGUGGUGGAUGCUUCCGAAGGGACUUCUGACAGCGAUGAUAGUGCUGAGUCGGGAGAAGAAGCUUCGUCAGCGGAAGACGAAGAGCUUGCUGUCUUCGACGCUGUACUGGCAUCGGCACUUGGUAAGGCUCGUGCCAACGAAGAGUCAGGCACAGAUUCGGAUGAAGAUAUGGACGAUGACCAGAUGAUGGAACUGGACGAAAAGUUGACGGAAGUCUUCAAGGCGCAGAAAGAGGCCUCGAGCAAGAAGAAGGAUAAGAAAGACGCCAAAGAGACCGUGAUCAAUUUCAAGAACCGCGUGCUGGAUCUGAUUGACGUGUAUGUCAAGCACGAGCACCAGAAUCCACACGUCACCGAGAUCAUCCUUCCUCUAUUACAGACGAUUCGGACGACUCAAACAAAACAGAUUGCUGAGCGUGCAAACAAGAUCCUACGGGAUCUCUGCACACGAUGCAAGGGCCAACAGAACAGCCCGCUUCUCGAGACUUCAAUGGUGAAGCCGACGACUCAACUACUGGCGGACAUUCACACAGAAGCUUGCGUGGACGCUUCCAACAACCAUGCAGCAGCGGCAAGCCAGGCAAGCAUUCUCGUGGUCAAGACGUUGAUCAAAAGUGGCGUCGACAUCGAGAAAAUCAUCCACCAGUAUGGAGAGACGAUGACGAAGAUGAUGACAGAGCCGAAAUGCAAAGUGCAGCCUGCCUUCUUCACGGAUUGGAAUAAUUGGUGUGCCUCAGCAAGGAGUUGGAUGGUGAAGCAGGGAGGAGCCAAGGCGUAG